AUUUAUGUGUCUUUUUUAAAUGACAUUUGCGUUCGAGGUUAUGUUUUGUUUAUAAAGACGAGUCCUCAAUAAAUCUUGAAAAAUAACUUAAAUAAAGGCUUAUUUUGUGUUAUAAAUACAGAAUUAUAACCAUAAAUUGGAAUCAUGCUUGAUAAAAUUCUUUAUAACACAGUGUUAUCCCAAACACUCUCUCCUUGCGGAAAGUAUUUGAUCGCCGGCAAUAUUUACAGUCAGUUGGCUGUUUAUGAUUUGGAUCGAAUCCUCAAUCCUGUGGUGGAGCUUCUCACAUCUGAUUACAACAAGCCGAAACACAUUCACACUCUUGAGUCUGGGCACCAAAUAUGCAGUCUAGCGAGUACAGAAAAGUUUUUAAUAGUUGGAACAGUAAAUGAAAUAUCAGGUUGGGAUUGGAAGAGUGCAGUUAGUUCAAAACUGAGUAAACCUUCAUGGAGUAUAAGAAUACCUUCUCGUUCGUCUAUGGAACAGACUGAUGUGAACAGUCUGUGGUUAUCUGAAGAUGAAUCGAAGCUGUAUGCUGGUUGUGGAGAUAACAAUGUGUAUGUUUUUCAUUUGGAAGAUGGGAGGCUAGUGUCCACGUUCAAGGGACACAAUAAUUUUAUCCAUGCUAUAGAUGGAAGGCACCAACAAUUAAUCACAGCCAGUGAGGAUGGGUGCGUGAUGCUCUGGGACACUCGUACCAGCUCCAGCCACAACAAACUGGAGCCACAUACUAACAGCAAAGUCAGCCGACCUGAUAUUGGCAAGUGGGUGGGAUCUGUGGCUCUCGGAGAGGACUGGAUUGUUUGUGGUGGCGGCCCACGCCUCGCCCUCUGGCACCUGCGCUCAUUGGAUGCAGUCACAGUCUUCGACAUUCCUGACCAUGGCAUCCAUGUGUCCUUCUUCUACGACGACAGUGUCUUCGCAGGAGGAGCAGCUAAGCACUUCUACCAACUCAGUUACUCUGGAGAAGUGAAGGUGGAACUACCAGUGUCUGCAACCACAGUAUACUCAGCAGUCCUAAGAACAAAUCCCAAGGUUUUGGCCAUCGCUGGCUCCAGUCCAGAGAUAGAUCUAUGCACCACUUUCAACUACAGAGACCAAGUCCUUCAUUUUCGAUAGGUAAGCUAUUUAGGUAAUAUUUCUUGACAAAUAAGUUAAUUUUAUAAUCAAAGACAAUCAAUAAAUGAAUGACUUCAACAAAA
Spodoptera frugiperda (fall armyworm) is the source of this 1202-nucleotide messenger RNA. It is a transcript of the gene thoc6, whose product is annotated as THO complex subunit 6. The transcript has 4 exons. The coding region runs from base 145 to 1119 and encodes 324 amino acids. Gene Ontology annotation, biological process: mRNA export from nucleus. NCBI's taxonomy places the organism in Eukaryota, Metazoa, Arthropoda, Insecta, Lepidoptera, Noctuidae. Gene Ontology annotation, cellular component: THO complex; transcription export complex. Gene Ontology annotation, molecular function: protein binding. The record is from RefSeq and is a predicted model, not a curated record.